AUGCCAGGAACGACCUCAGACCGCUCUUCGACGCACUCGCCGGCCUCCGUGGCGUCCGCGCCCGCAUGGGCUCCCCCACGCUCCCCGCUCCCUCCCCACCGCCUAGCGAAGCUCGCAAAUGCUCUGGGCGUACCUACACCCUUGCCCGCAGGGCAUGCAUACACUCUCUCGCUCUCGUCUCCGCCUUGGCCGAGUUCCUCGUCGACGUCCCCCGCAGCCUCUGAUCACUUUAGACGGUCACCAACUCCGUCCGCAGCAUCUGUCCAAACCUAUACAUCUUCAGCCUCGUCCACGAAGUACCUCCUUCAUGUCAUCCCACCCCCUCAUUUGCCCCAUGAUAUUGACGCUGUGGACGACUCCGAUCUUUUACCCCCUCCCGCCGGUGCGUCGGGCUACCACACACAGUUCGGCCGCGGCGUGCUCGUGCCUGUUUACUCCACGCUGUCAAGCCAACUUUCCGCCAUAGCGAAGGAGUACGCACUGCCUAGCACCGCAGGUCUCAUCCUCUACCUCGUCCUCACCUCCACGUCUUCGAAACCCGAUGUUGAACCCGAGCAAGAGGAGCCCGGUCCUCGCAUAUCCGAAGACAUUUGGAGACACAUCUGGCACCGCGUCGUCAAGGCGGACAGAGAGGAUGCUCUCUCGCCCGGCCCAAGACAAUUAGGUCUGGGAAUAAGUGGCACUUCUCCCGCGUCGCCUUCCCUCAUACAGGAAGUCGCGGCGACGUCUUUGCGACCGCUCAUGUCACCUGGGAGGAUAGACGUGUCCCAAUCACAAUUGCCCAUGACACCAUCUCCUUCUACUGCGUCGCAUUCCGUAUUCUCCUCGCAGUCUGAACUGGAAACGCCGGAGUCUAUGUCAUCUCUCUCUGCAGGCCCUGAUAGUUCCCCUGAUGAGCUGCCUCUGCCUGGUCUCCGUUCGCCUGCUCUGAUCCCCAUUCUUGCGAAGGUAGAGUUCGACAUUGACAGGCGAAAAGCAGGGUGGUAUGAGCCUUGGGCAAGGAGUCGCAGGGCAAGUCAUGCAAAACGCUCAGAGUCUCGGGCGGGCACACGGAAGGGGUCAGGGUUGAGAGUGGAUGGAGAGGAAGAGAAUGGAGAUGCGGAGAAUAGGAGAGCACCAUUUGACCUCACCCUCGUCGAGCGAAUGCAGGAUGGUCGCCCGGCGUUCUUGCGCGAGCGAGACGCUCUGGCUGCUGAGGGCUAUGCCCAGCUUCAAGACGACACAUCGGACCUCGAGGAUCUCAACGCACCGGUAGGUGACCCACUUGUGGACGUCUUCGGCACAGACGAAGACACCUGGGCCGACAUGCAAGCGAGACGCGCGCGGCGCGCAGCCAACCCUAACGUCGGCGACCGCACUGGGCUGAAUGACGAGGAUGAGGUCGAGGAGCUAUGGAAUUCGCGCUCCCGCCCGGCGCUCAUCGUGUCAAUCCCCUCGCCGCCAUCUACGGGCAAGCGGCGUUCGUCGCCUACAACCGCGGGCGCAGGCAAGCGCGCCCCGCCCCCGCCGCUCAACCUUCCCGAACGCAGGGAGCAGUCCUGGAGCGUGCGUCUUGCGUACCUCGAUGGCGAUACCCCAGAUACAGAGGAGGACUUGGUACCUCCGCAGAGCCUGAAGAAGAUGAGGAGUCCGGAGGAGGAGAAACGCGAUGGCGCGAUCUUUGAGGACCUCGACCUCGGUUUGCGUGUUGAGGAUGAUGAGUUUGACGAAAAUGACCCUAAUGACCGAAGACGGAGUCAGUUCCUUAUGAAACAGCAGCUCGACGAGCUCGAAAAGAACCUUGUCCAACUGUCGCCGAGACGACUACAAACUGAGGCCUUCGAAGAUUCUCCUACGCGAGGAUUGCAUUCAGCUACCCUCUCGCCUCCGAAAUGGGGCUCACCCUCACCAUCCAGACUAAAACUCAAGACAAACGCAAGCGAGCCGACAACGGCCCAAGGGGGCGCUCAAUGGCCUGCUGUCCCAUACUCGGCUGUGAGCACGACAGACGCCUCGAGCGCAAUGAGGUCUGCAUCGCCUGCGGAAAACAGAGGCGCUUCCUCGUCGCCGCCACGUAUAGCCUUCAAUGGUCUCUCUUCUGAACCACCAAAUGGGAUGGUCAUGUCCCGCUCCCGCUCCGGCACGAUAUCUAACGAGAGUCUCGCUCGUCUUAGUGGCAGUGACUCACCUGUUAUUCCCCUCUCCCCAGACCCGUUUGGCAGGUUCCCUUCGGAGGCUGAGGCUACGCGCAUCCAUGAGGAGAGGAGCAGCGACAUGUACAAUGAUCGACGGCCCAACGGCACCUCGCGGCCCACGUCUUCUAGGAAGCCCUCUUACGAUCCGGAGAUCAGGGCGAAAUCGCAGACGCCGUCGAGCCGGUUUUCACUCGAUUCGAUCGUGUCGGAAGAGGAGAGUGAGAAGGGCUCGAAGGGUGCGCCGCUGGUAAGCAUGAAGAGCAUCAAGAAGCUGUGGCGCAAGACCAACAGCAAGCUCUCCAGCGCCUCCGUGAACGUACUCGAGUCCGGACGAUCGUCGCCUAAUGAUCCACGGGACCCUGCAGGCAAGCGCAUGUCACGGACCUCGACUAAGUCCCCCCAGUUGUCCGACCAGAUGGGCGACUCGCCGCCGAGGCUUAGGAAGCGGAAGUCGUCGUCCGCCUCUCCCUCUCCCUCUCCCUCUCCCUACCUCCCUCCAAUAUCGGCAUCUCCCUCUCCAAACUCUUCGCCCAUGUUGUCGUCAGCUGUGCCGGCCAUUUCCCCUUCGGACAGGAACGGCACCGUACGCAAGUCCAUCCUCAAGUCGUGGAAGUCAGCCAACGGGAGCCUGAAUGCGCAGCCUUCAUCGUCAUCCCAGAGCACGCCGCGCUCCAGCCAAGAAUUGCUCAACGAUAUUGGACCGAAGCGUCGUCGGCCCAGCAUCAUCGACGGGUCGACCCUCGCAACUAGGCGUGGCUCGGUGUUGUCCUCUGGCUCAGCCACGCUCGUGGACAUCCCGCCGAGCCCUGCGCUGCCGGAAGAGUUCGCACAGGCGCAGAUGAAGAAGCGGUCCAGCCAGUCGAACCUGCUCAAUGGCCGACGUGCGUCGACACGCCAGCGGCUGAGCCCGAGCAUGUCGUCGGUGUCGACGGUGUCCUCGUCGCCGCCGCGGCAGAACGGCAGGCUCACGCCGGGCGACUCCCCGCCAAAGGGCGGGGCGCUGUCGCGGCACUCGGGCGAGUCGAUGGAGAGCAGGCCGAGCUUCGACGUGUCCCAGUUCGAGAUCGUCUCGCCGAAGAUGAACUCGUACAAGCUGGAGAACACGCUCUCGUACCCGUACCACGGGCUGGACCAUGGCGAGUGA
Fomitopsis serialis is the source of this 3318-nucleotide messenger RNA. RefSeq lists its product as uncharacterized. The transcript is spliced from 8 exons. Lineage: Eukaryota; Fungi; Basidiomycota; Agaricomycetes; Polyporales; Fomitopsidaceae. The record is from RefSeq and is a predicted model, not a curated record. The coding region runs from base 1 to 3318 and encodes 1105 amino acids.